GAGUGAAACCAAAACUAUAAAAAAAACAAAAAAAAAACGAGCCUAUUUAAUCGUCGUAGACGAGAGAAAGAAGCAGAAACACCCAAGACGUCUCUACUUCUGCUGCAAGAAACUCUAGAUAGAUAUCCAACAUGGGGUACGGAGACAUCAUGAGGGUAGAAACAUCUGGAGCGUCCAACAAGACCGCCGGAGCUGACAGGCUGACAGGUGGUGUACAGGCAUCGCGAGAAAUGGCCAACCAUGAUUUGGCUUGUAUGAGAACAUAUAAGACCAUCAUUGGGAACGUGGCGCGCAGACGUAAUGUUGACCCAGCUCUCAUCGCUGCCAUCAUCUCCAGAGCAACCCGGGGUGGUGCCGCCAUCUCCGGCACCAAUGGUUGGGGGGACAAUGGUAAUGGCUUUGGACUGAUGCAGGUUGAUAAGAAUUGGCACCAACCAAGAGGAGCCUGGAACAGUGAGACGCACCUGGACCAAGCCACUGAGAUCCUGGUUGAUAUGAUUAGUGUUGUCCGGGGGAAGUUCCCCGGUUGGAGCCCGGAACAGCACCUGAAGGGAGCGAUUGCGGCCUACAACAUGGGAGAACGUGUCCUAGAAUAUGCCGAUGUGGACCAUCUUACCACAGGCAACGACUACUCCUCUGAUGUCGUUGCCAGAGCCCAGUUUUACAAACAAAACGGGUUUUAGAGAAAUCCCACUUGAGCAGCCCAAAAGUUCUGUAUCAAAUAAAUGAUUAUAAUCAUGUUUUGAUUAAAUAUGAUUGUUCACGUAUAGGCUACGUGUACAAUGUGUAAUAGUCGACAGAUAGGGCUAUGGGUUGUCAAAAAUCUGCGUUGCCUACUUUGAUUCACACAGUGGAUCUCGUAAUUAUUUUCUUGCUCUACCUUUUAUGUAUUGUCCUCCGUAGGCUAAUCAUUUCUGGCAAGAUGGCUUUUCUAAAAUAUGAAAAGAAAGAUUUAUAUAUAUAUAAAUAUAUGACCAGUACUUCAACUGCUAUUAUUAAGAAAUACCAACACAUUCAUAUCAUUCAAAUCAUAGCUGUUUUAAAAAUAUCUGUUCAGCAUUCUUAAACAUGUGGAUUUCAUGCCGUGCUUCCUCACUAUGCGACAAGGUCAAAAACGUGGUGGUGAUGGUUUUUAUAUCUAGAGUACAUUACUGGGUUGGGGGAGGACUCCUCACUGGUUAACCACACUCUUACCACGUUCUGUUUCAUGAGAAGAAUUAUGACAACAAUGAAGACUCUUUCAGCACCAGAGCUAGCCUUCAUCAGGGGGAGAGGGAGGGGGCACACACACACCAUUUGGGACUUGACUUUCACUCUUACUAUAAGUUGUGUGUAUGGCAAUGUUUAUGAUUAAAAGCCUGUUUAAUGGAAGAAAGGUCCAUCUCAUUGGUGUGUGAUAGGGAGUCCAGAUACCUGGUUCAGCAGCCCCUACUUGCGUUGGUCAGAGUUCAUCACCUUAAUAUGACAUAUCACAACAGCAUUUUGAUGCGCUUUUCAGAGUGCAUUAUUACUAUUAUUAAUUCAACAUGCUAAAUUAGGCCUUUUAUUAGCCAUAUUAUUGCACAACAUUAAUUAUAGGCUGCUCACAAUAUAAUUGAUCGAAAAGCAGGAGCGGACUCCAUAUCGCCCUCUAGUGGAUGGCCACCAGCGAAUGUAAUGGGUUGUUUGGUCAGUGCUGUCCAAACUUGCAUUAUGGUGUGGGUGUGGUUGGUGCUUCAUAAGUUGAAGUAACGGUCCUGUAGUUGAUACACAGACACUGCCUUCAGGACUCACACCAAGGAAUUGACUACUAAUGAAAGCUGAGUGGUGUGGUAUUUAAAGGUUUGUGACACCAAAAAUGCAAGUUUGGGGUCAUAAGAAUUUUGUAAUUUUUUUAUCUUUGUAAGACAAUAUGUUUCCCCAUGCCCCAGAAUAGUUCCAGAUCCAGUCUUGUUGGCUGAACUCGACAGUUGAAUGAUGUCAUGUUAUAAGAACCAUUAAAUAAAACUCCAGAUA
This is a messenger RNA of Gadus morhua (Atlantic cod), 1995 nucleotides long. RefSeq names its product lysozyme g. Gene Ontology annotation, biological process: defense response to Gram-positive bacterium; peptidoglycan catabolic process. Gene Ontology annotation, cellular component: extracellular region. Lineage: Eukaryota; Metazoa; Chordata; Actinopteri; Gadiformes; Gadidae. The transcript is spliced from 5 exons. Gene Ontology annotation, molecular function: lysozyme activity. The record is from RefSeq and is a predicted model, not a curated record. The coding region runs from base 132 to 683 and encodes 183 amino acids.